Molecule: messenger RNA, 1728 nt
Organism: Kuraishia capsulata CBS 1993
Lineage: Eukaryota; Fungi; Ascomycota; Pichiomycetes; Pichiales; Pichiaceae
Exons: 1
Coding region: 1-1728 (575 amino acids)
Biological process (GO): sphingolipid catabolic process; carboxylic acid metabolic process
Cellular component (GO): endoplasmic reticulum
Molecular function (GO): sphinganine-1-phosphate aldolase activity; pyridoxal phosphate binding
Source: RefSeq, a predicted model, not a curated record
AUGGGCGUAUAUUCUGCGAAGUUAGAGUUCAUUCCAGCUGCUCCUCAAUGGACCUUUCCCGCCACUGUUGAGCAGGCCCAGAGUUUAGGCGAAGAGUUCAUUUUGUUCCUUAAGAAUUAUGCGCUUGUCUAUUGGACAAAAACGUCUUGGUUCCAGUUCUCCAAGGAUUUGCUGUUUGCGUACGUUUUCACAAAGAUUCUGCGAUUGGUAUUGCAGUAUCUGAAAGGUUACGGGCUUUUGGCUGGUAUUCGGGCCGUUUACGGCUAUGCUCUGAGAUCUGUUUUCAACUUUGUGCUUUCGUUGCCCCCAAUCAAACGCAAGGUUGAUGCCGAGAUUUCUCAGACUAGAGCAAAGAUUGAAAGUGCGCUUCUGGUUUCCGAUGCUGGAAUCCCUGACUUCACAGAGCUCCCGGCCAAGGGUCUUCCUACCGAUAAGGUGUACGAGCUUCUUGACAAGUUGAACGACAUCAAACACAGCGAUUGGAAACACGGGAGGAUCUCUGGAGCUGUUUACCAUGGUGGUGAUGAACUCAUUGAGCUGCAAUCCAAGGCUUAUCAUCAGUUUUCAGUGGCUAACCAAUUGCAUCCGGAUGUGUUUCCUGCCGUCAGAAAAAUGGACUCCGAGGUUGUUUCCAUGACUCUUCACAUGUUCAAUGCCCCAGAGACCGGAUGCGGUACCUCUACUUCAGGUGGAACUGAGUCGUUACUGCUGGCUUGUCUAUCUGCAAGAGAGUACGGUAAGAAAUAUAAGGGUAUCACAUCUCCAGAAAUGGUUGCUCCCGAGUCAAUCCACGCGGGUGUCUUCAAAGCAGCCUCCUACUUUGGAAUAAGACUUCAUCUUGCGCCUCUUGAUCCAGUCACAUUCAAAGUUGACCUCAAGGCAGUCAAGAGACUGGUUAAUACCAACACUGUAUUGAUCCUUGGGUCUGCUCCCAACUUUCCUCAUGGAGUCAUCGACGAUAUCGAGGGCCUGAGCAAAAUUUCCACCCGCUGGGGUAUUCCACUGCACGUAGACUGCUGUCUUGGUUCCUUCAUAGUUGCAAAUCUCACCAAAGCUGGGUUCAAGGAUGUUCCUCUGUUUGACUUCAGGGUUCCUGGUGUCACUUCGAUCAGUUGCGAUACCCAUAAAUAUGGAUUUGCUCCUAAAGGCUCUUCUGUGAUCAUGUAUCGGAACAACAAGCUUAGAGAGUGUCAAUAUUACAUUUCUACUGAGUGGAUGGGUGGUCUGUAUGGUUCCCCAACACUUGCUGGUUCCAGACCUGGAGCCCUCAUGGCCGGAUGCUGGGCCACAAUGGUUAAUAUUGGCCAGGAGGGUUAUGUCAACUAUUGUCGCGAGAUUGUGACUGCUGCGCGUCGUUUGAAGGAUGCCAUUACUAAUGAAAUCGCCGAAUUGGAUGUUAUUGGCGACCCAAUUGGCUCGGUCGUGGCUUUCAAGAGUAACCUGGUCAACGUUCACCAACUGGGUGACAAAAUGGGGGCUAAAGGCUGGCAUCUGAGCGCAUUGCAGAAGCCACCGGCUCUUCAUCUUGCUGCUACAAAUCUGUCCAUUCCCAUUGUCGAGGAACUGAUUUCUGAUCUCAAAGCGUCCGUCGAGGAGUUGAAGGAAUCGGGUUCUGAAAAGGACAAAGGUGAUACUGCAGCUCUGUAUGGAGUGGCCGGAAACGUUCAAACUGGAAAUGUGGCCGAUAGAAUCAUCUCUGCGUUCAUCGACACGUUAUACAAAGUUUGA